AUGGGUCAUUCAAACAAGACAGCCUUUCACAGUGGUGGAGCAGCCGGCUUUCAGGGCACUUAUCGAAGCAACAGGACUUCUUUGCCCAUCAAAACCGCUGAUACUCUCUUUAACCGAAUUAAGGAGGAAUUCCACUCGGGUAGGGCUUACGUGAAAAAUGAACUUGCCAGGAGUAGCCGGACACUCGCAUUAUCUCUUGACGUGUGGACGUCAGAAAAUCAGAUUGCGAUAAUGGGUAUCAUUGGUCAUUGGAUAUCCCCUGAUUUUGAAAAGCGAGAAGAGCUCCUUGAGUUCACCGAAAUUAAUGGACCCCAUUCUGGAGAGAACCUUGCGGAAGUUGUACUGAAGAUGCUCGACGAGCUAGACAUCGCGCCUAAGCUCCUGACCAUCACGGGGGACAAUGCGGGCAAUAACGGGACACUCUGCGAUAGCCUGCAUGACCAGCUCCUCAAGAAGUAUGAUAAUGACGAUGACCGCUUUCGCAUCAGGCCUCUGAUGCGGUUCCCCCCACGGCACCACCAAGAAUGGAAAGAAGUAUCACCAAGCAAAAAAGUCAGUUAUGACGUUGACACCCGAUGGAACUCAACAUAUCUCAUGAUUCAAGAUGCCCUUCGGCUACAAACUGAGCUGGGGCAGUUCGUGCAGAUACAUCCAGAAGUUCAGGCCCUCCAGCUUAUCGAUGACGAAUGGUCGACACUUCAGCAAGUAGCCAAGAUUCUGAAGCCGUUCUCGGACCACACAAACUCGGUUUCAAAGGCAUGCCCAACAAUUGUGGAAAGCCUACCGAUUUACUGGAGCUUGGAUGACUUGUUAAAUGACGUUCGAAAUGCGGAGGGAGAUUUUGAAGAUGUGAACAUUGAAAUUCGCGAUGCGGUGGAAAGAGGGAUUCGGAAGAUGAACAAGUUCGCUAGAAAAAUGGACGACAACCUUCUUUAUUAUGUGGCUUCCGUGCUAGAUCCGCGCAUCAAGUCGUCUUUGAUUUUGUCUCGAAUGAGCGAGCAAGAUUCAGGGCUUAUUGUCUCUCAAGUGCGGGAAUUUCUAAAAAAAGAAUACCCUCCAGAGCCAUUCGUGUCGCGUGAAGUUGACCAUCUACGUCCACCUGGGAUGUCAGAAACAAUGUGGAAGACUCUGCGCAAAGUCCAGCCAUCCAAAGAGGUCUCUUUGUCGGAUAUUGAUAAAUAUUUGGAUUCCCCGCAGGUCAACUGGUCCCAUCAUAUGAUCGGCGAUGCAGACGCAGAAUGGGUCUUAAAGUGGUGGAAGGCUAACGCGUUUAAUUUCCCACUGAUGGCAAAAGCCGCUCGCGAUUAUCUACCCAUCCCUUCAGCAGAGGUCGGGAUUGAACGCGAGUUCAGCAAUGCUCGAGAUGUUUUGGGCCUCCGAAGGCACCGUCUGACGCGGAGACUAUGCGAUGGCUGA
This is a messenger RNA of Penicillium cosmopolitanum, 1416 nucleotides long. RefSeq lists its product as uncharacterized. Bases 1 to 1416 code for a protein of 471 amino acids. The record is from RefSeq and is a predicted model, not a curated record. Gene Ontology annotation, molecular function: protein dimerization activity. The transcript is spliced from 2 exons. Lineage: Eukaryota; Fungi; Ascomycota; Eurotiomycetes; Eurotiales; Aspergillaceae.